UUCGGGAAAUGUUGGCAUGGCCGCCUCGGGAGCUCAUAAGUGUCCGAAGAGUGAGAAGUUGGACGAGGCGCAGGCUUUGGCCAGGAGCUGCGCGGGGAGACCAGACUUCCUGCCUUGUGAUGGACUCUCCAUCUGCGCCACGCACAGCCACGGGAAGUGCUUCAAGCUGCACUGGUGCUGCCACUUGGGCUGGUGUCACUGCAAAUACGUGUAUCAGCCCAUGACCAAUGUGUGCCAGCUGCCCAGCACAGCUGUGCCCCCUGUGGGCGCAGAGUGCAGCAACACCAUCGACAUGUCCGUCUCUCUGGCCGAGCGCUUCCUGAAGCUGGCGCCCAGCUUCCAGUCCCCGCCUCAUCUAGAAUCACCCAAAUACUGCGUCAUCGCAGACCUGUUCCUGGACGACUACAUCGUCAAAAGGAUCAACGGGAAGAUGUGCUACGUGCAGCGUCCCCCGCCUCCCUUACCAGAACCACCUCGACCUUCCACCCCUCAGCUACCUGCCCUAGCUACACCUCAACUGCCCGUAAAUCCCGAUCCGCCUCAGCAGCUGGUCAGCGCUCCACAGCCAGGGAUCCAGCACACUCCGGCUCCUGUGCAGCAGGUCCACAGUGAACAGAAACACCUCUCUGCUGUUGAAAAGCUAAAAGCCCCUAAAAUGGACCACUGCUCCUCUCCGUCCAGCUCGGAGGACUCCGGCAUUAACGCCUUAGGUCUGCACUACUUGGAGUCCUGUGAGGAGGGAAGUGAGGAUGAGGAGGAGGAUGAGCUGAGCACAGAUGAAAACUUGAGUCCGAGAAGUCUCUGGGAUCAGGAUGACUGUUCUCUUCUCUCCCCGUCCAAAUCCAUGAUAGAGAUCAUCGAAAAGAUCGAAACAACUGUGUAACGGACUGAGGAGGUUCCACAGAGCAGAGUCUUUCACCAGAGGCCGACCCUGCAGGGUUUAUUUUUACACGGACCCAUCAGGAGCGAACCCCAAUCUGUUGCUUCCACGGGGCUUUGCAGGGUCCGAUUCAGGCUGAAUUUGUUUUCCUGCAGGUGUCCGAGGAUUGUACGCCCCACAUUUUCACACAGCUUCUCCUCUGUCCCAUUUCCCUGCAUGGAAUUCAUUUCUGAAACUCACUGGAAUCAAAGAGGAAGCACAGGAAUACCAAGUACAUGCACGGCAGACAAAAAAGACCUUCGUUAUAUGGUUAUUCAGUAAAUUUCAAAAGCGUAGAAUAGGAGCACUUCAAAGGAUAGUGAGGAAAAUAUAUUUUUUUCCCCGAGAGUCUGCAUUGAAAUUAAAUGUGUAUGCGCAAAGAUGGUUUGUGUUAAUGACGAUAAUUAGC
Nematolebias whitei (Rio pearlfish) is the source of this 1328-nucleotide messenger RNA. RefSeq names its product UPF0524 protein C3orf70 homolog A. The record is from RefSeq and is a predicted model, not a curated record. The transcript has 2 exons. Lineage: Eukaryota; Metazoa; Chordata; Actinopteri; Cyprinodontiformes; Rivulidae. The coding region runs from base 17 to 883 and encodes 288 amino acids.